GGUGUGGUGAAACCGAACAAAGUGCGGAAGUUCAUUUCUAGCAACAGGACGAGCGAGGUUUCUGCUCUCAAGCUAACAGGUCUAAUUUGUUGACAUUCUUAACAACUAUUUGUUAAAGUCCCUGAAAGCAGCACGAAGGUGUUAAGAAACCGUUCCAAGUGCGGAAGUUCAUUUUCAGCAACAAGAAGAUCGAGGUUGGUGUUCUCCAGCCAGAAUGGAGAAGUGUCAAAUAUUAAGAUUGGAAGAUAUCCGACAACGCAACGGAAAAAGAGAUCCAGAUUAUCUGGCUGUGGUGUCAAAGUUUGUGUCUGAAAAAAGAUGCGAAGAAGUCCCUCUGCGUUGUCCAGUUGGGGCCAAACUGACCAUUGGAUCUCUGGAGGACACAGAGUACAAGGACAGGCCUGCAGUGGUGAACGGAUGGGGAAAGUUUUAUCUUCCCAAACCAACAAAGAUGGAGGUCAUAGGCUAUGCAAAGGGAACAACAUACCCAUGUGACCAGCUUGUCCUGAUGACCUGUGAGGACCAGAAGGUGUACGGCUUUGAUGGAGAGGAGCUGCAUCUAGUGGCUUCCUCCCCGAGACAGAUGGUCAGAGAGGGAAUAGCCGAUCCUGCAUCCCAGAGUUAUUACCCUGGGGAGGCCUUCAAAGACAUGACCAAAGAGGACUGGUCGAAGGUGGAGCAGGGCCCUGUGGGGAAAAGGUUGGAAGAGGAGCAUCGUAAUCUGGUGGCUUCUCGCAAAUCCGAUUUCCUGAAGAAUCUCAAAAUCAUCAGACAAAGACAGAGGUGUCAUCAGCAGAAUGGCAACAUCCUCCCCAAAAGCAACGUGACUCAGCUGCAGAAAGGUGGAACGUGACUAAGUUUUUGUCAUUCAUGCAGCUCAAGGUUUCAAGGAACAACUAAGCACUUUAAAUGUUUUUGUUAUUACAUGUUUUAUGAAAUAAUAAAUAACAUAAACUGUCUGGUGUUUUCCGCCUCUCAGCAGAACAGUUGGGGACCAAUCAGAUACAGUCUAAUAAAUGUAUCUGCACAAUCUAA
Messenger RNA from Poecilia reticulata (guppy), 1035 nucleotides. NCBI's taxonomy places the organism in Eukaryota, Metazoa, Chordata, Actinopteri, Cyprinodontiformes, Poeciliidae. The record is from RefSeq and is a predicted model, not a curated record.